This is a messenger RNA of Moneuplotes crassus, 1749 nucleotides long. Lineage: Eukaryota; Ciliophora; Spirotrichea; Euplotida; Euplotidae. The record is from the annotation of a GenBank genome assembly.
UGGAUAGUAGAGAUAGGUAAGAUUUGGAGAAAUAAGAGGGGAAGAAGUGGUGGGAGGUAUAAAUUUUAGAAAUUUGGGAAAAUUAGAGAAAUGAGGGGAGAUAGAGGGGGUUAGAGGUGUUUAUUGGAGAUGGAUUUGAAUUUUGAAUACGGAGAUUAGGAUUAGACAAUUAUAUGAAGCAUAAAAGUUUGAUAUUUCUAAAUCUGACGUAAAAAAUUAAGGUAAGAAAUUGAUUUCUUACUAAUUUUUCAAUUAUUAUCUCCUCAGCUUUCUACAUAUCAGCUUACUAAGUAUUUUAAUUACUUCAAAAAUGCAUUUCAGGCUAUUAAAUUAUAACACCUUAUUCUACCAUCUCCUUUAGGUUCCGUUCUGCAUUAAUAGGUUUUUACGAAAAUUUCACUGGAAGAGAUCUUUGGACAAUUUCAAGCACAUUAUGAAAUUUCUUAAAUUUUUUUAAAAGUUCCAACGUCUCAAAUAAUAUUAUAAUACAUCUCUGGUCUUGAUAACGCACUAGUCCCUUAUUUUCUAUUUCCUUUCAGGGUUCUGCCAGGUUCUACAGUAACUUUUCCAGACUUUUCCCUAAGAAAGAAAAACAUUAUUGGAAGUCAUUAUAAAACUGCUGAUUAUAAUCUUUUCAAAAAAUGUGGGAAAGUUCUUAAGGAUCGCAGCUUCUGGGCUUCAUGAGUUCAAAAGAAAUUUGUAUAAAAAUAACAUUUUGAAAGUUAGUUUCACUGGCCACCGCGGUGAACAUUUUCUUCCUCAUAUCUAAUGCUUACAUAUAGGGUUGAUAAUAAGAAUUAUUCGGAGAGUUCUAGUGACGAUGAAAAGUGUAGCUUCAGCUGCAAGCAAAUUGCACUUUUCAGAGAGCAAAAUAAAAUGUUCUCCCUCAAGACUUUGAGAAAAGAUCCUUGAGACAAAAUAAACAAGUUCUCAACAUUAAGUCAGAAUUUCAUGGCUGAAAGAAAUCAGGGAGGAAAUGUUGCCAAUCUUAAAGCUCCUUCACGAAAUAGAAGAAGAAUAAGACUAUUUUCGCAUGAAACGAAACCUCAGGGACGAAACGAUACCUUAGGAAUAAGAAAGUUCCAGUCAAUUAAGUAUUCUCCACAAAAAAUGAGAAUUAAGAUAUCUAGAGCAGGAGACUCUGGAAGUGAUUAUGAUUCCCCGAAGAAAUUAAGGUUUAGAAGAGCACUCAGCCCAAAAGUGCAAACUCUGUCUUUUAAUAUCAGAGGUUCUCCAAAGAAGAAGAUACUGGCUAAGAAUUCUGAUCUCUCUAUUGUUCUUACAAGAGCUCCAAACUUGAAGAGCAAGAGCGACCCUUCCCCUUUGAUGGGAAAUUUCGAUUCUAAAUUUUUGACUGUAAUGGAUCCUAAUAAACAUAUCAAAAGAGAGAGAAUCGAUAGUAGUGCCACAAAUUGUUCUUCUUUUACCCCUAAUUCUCCUGCUACUAUCAUGAAAAGGAUCGGAUCCCCAGUUAUUCAAAGGAGAUAUCUUGGAGAGAUCAACCAAAAGCAGCUAGUAAAGAUAGAUCUCCACUCUAAGAAGAUGCCUAACAUUCAUCUUUCAAGAGGAGAUUCUGUAAAACCUCAGAGAAAAGUUCCGAACUCAAAGGACUUCCAGAUGAGAGUGAGAGAUAUCAUGAGAAUGUGUGAAAACUAGCUCUAUUAUUAGCCUGUUUAAUGGCAUUAAUUAGCUAUUUACGAGAACAUAUUUCUUGUAUAAUCCAUUUUAUUUACGGAGAUCAUUUCAAUA